Aphanomyces invadans is the source of this 1434-nucleotide messenger RNA. RefSeq lists its product as hypothetical. Gene Ontology annotation, molecular function: protein binding. The record is from RefSeq and is a predicted model, not a curated record. Lineage: Eukaryota; Oomycota; Saprolegniomycetes; Saprolegniales; Verrucalvaceae. Bases 43 to 1245 code for a protein of 400 amino acids. The transcript has a single exon.
CAAGUGCCCGAAAUACAUGGUGAUCCAUCAUGGUGAGCCAGCAUGGCGACGGGCUACGACGAGCUCAAUCGAGGUGCCGCAUUCAUGGAAUUCUGCACGCAUGCGAUGCUGCAAGUGCUGACGAGCCGCGAGCUCAUCCUCGAGAUCGUCGCGUUUCAAUCGGGGGUGUUUUACCAAGUGCGGCCUUUCCUUCAAACCCACCAACGACUCGUGGAAUCGCUGCACCCGUUGGCCAACCAUGCUAAACUUCUCAGCUCCCCAGCCUUUCCAGACAUGACCCGACUCAAACUACACAGCGAAUUGCGCCAAGCCACAACGUACGUUUCGUUGCGGCAAGCCACGCUCCUCGUUGAAGCAGUCGACCUCUUCGGCCUCACGUUCCUUGGUCGGCUGUAUCGUUGCCGACCGUGCCUCUUUGACUCAACCUUCCUCGCCCUGGCCAUCGAAGCCGGCAAGAGCAACGUUGUAGCGUUCUACCAUGACCACGUCGUCAAGCAGGUUCCAAGCAUCUUCCAUACGACAGGGGCGAUGAACGCCGCAGCAGGCCAUGGCCGCCUUGACAUCGUCCGUUUUUUGAACGACUGCCACCCCAGCAACCAUGUUGGAUGUUCAACGCUAGCGAUGGACACGGCGGCUGCAAAUGGUCACUUGGCCGUGGUCAAGUAUUUGCACGCUCAUCGAAAAGAAGGAUGCACGGUGGGCGCGAUGGAUCGCGCCGCCCAGCACGGGCUCCUUCGGAUCGUCCAGUGGCUUCAUGAGAAUCGAACCGAGGGGUGUACGACGGCGGCAAUCGACGGUGCCGCCCGAGCCGGCCACCUGGAUGUAGUGCAAUGGCUCCAUUCGCAUCGUAGCGAAGGGUGCACGGCCGCAGCCCUUGACGGAGCAGCGCAGAGCGGGCACCUUGCAGUGGUGCAAUGGCUCCACGACAAUACGUACGAGGGAUGCACCACCGACGCCAUGGACCGCGCGUGCGAAUCGGGCCACUUGAACGUGAUCCAGUUCCUGGGAGACAAUCGACGAGAAGGAUGGACGCCGUACGCCAUGGCGUCGGCCGUACGAAAUGGCCACGUCGAUGUUGUGCGAUACCUCCACGAAGUCAAGGGGGUGCCGUGUCCGCAGUUGAAUGUUCAUGCCAAGUGUAGUCGCGCCAUGACUGAGUACCUUGUACGACAGCGCACGCUGCUGACUUGUCGAAGUGCACGCAGCGGUACAAGACAAAGCGCGGCUCGAGUUCGAAUCGGGUAGCUCCUCGACGUAGUACUAUCUCUCAUACUCUAGUUUCAACGCACGCGGUGUCCAACCUGUGCUAUUCCACGGCCUCGAAAGCCACGUCGCGACGAGCUCUUGUUUGCCAUCAUUUCAAAGUUGUACAUAGCUACCCAUCAGCCGUGCCGGUGGUUUUAUGCCUGAAUUGGAGUGAUGUGUGUCAUGGAA